CCGCACCAGAACUCGGGAGCACGACCCACACGAGAGCCAGCAGACAACGAGAUCGUUUUCGCCCCCUUGUCCCCUCGGUUUCGCCGCCGCCGCUCCCCGCCGAUCUCCGCGACCCGCCGCCGGCGCCGCCGCUGCAGAUCUCGCCGAGGAGGCGGGGAUCGCUUCCGCCGACUUCCUGGUGGCCGGCCAGCUGGACCUAUAAGGCGAGGUUCCCGGUCGAGUUCCCGCUCCGAGGGUUCAGCAUCCUUGGUUCCCCAUAUGGCUGCUUCCACAUCUCAGCACGCGCUUUCAUCCAUCAAAUGGUGGUCGAACAGCAGCUUCGGUCUUGAGAAGAGAACUUGUCAUGUGCAUUCUGUUUCAGUAGGGUGCCGCUGUCCCAAUGCCCGCAAUUUGGGUUUAGUUUGUGCUUCAAACACCCAAUCUUCAGUGGUCGAGCCAGUUCAGCUGCCAGGGAGCCCUAAAAGCGGCAUAACACCAAAAAAGUCAAGUGAAAGUGCACUCAUACUGAUUCGGCAUGGCGAAUCGUUGUGGAAUGAGAAGAACCUGUUUACUGGAUGUGUCGAUGUUCCGCUGACCCCUAAGGGUGUGGAGGAGGCAAUUGAGGCGGGUAAAAGGAUAUGCAAUAUCCCAGUUGAUGUAAUAUACACUUCGUCACUAAUUCGUGCUCAGAUGACUGCUAUGCUUGCCAUGAUGCAGCACCGCCGUAAGAAGGUUCCAAUCAUUGUCCACAAUGAGAGUGAACAAGCUCACAGGUGGAGUCAGAUAUACAGUGAAGAGACAAAGAAGCAGUCCAUUCCAGUCAUAACAGCCUGGCAGUUAAAUGAGCGAAUGUAUGGUGAACUGCAAGGUCUUAACAAGCAAGAAACUGCUGACCGGUUUGGCAAAGAACAAGUUCAUGAAUGGCGUCGCAGUUAUGAUAUUCCUCCCCCAAAUGGCGAGAGCCUUGAGAUGUGUGCGGAGAGAGCUGUUGCUUAUUUCAAAGAUCAAAUUAUACCUCAACUUGUGUCUGGAAAGCAUGUGAUGAUCGCUGCCCAUGGAAAUUCGCUUCGUUCGAUUAUAAUGCAUUUGGACAAGUUGACUUCUCAAGAGGUUAUUAGCCUUGAGCUGUCUACUGGCAUUCCUAUGCUGUAUAUAUUUAAGGAAGGAAAAUUCAUCAGGCGAGGAAGUCCCGCAGGACCUGCUGAAGCAGGUGUCUAUGCUUAUACCAAGAAUUUGGCUCAGUACAGACAGAAGCUUGACGGCAUGAUUCAGUAACCAUCUGCAGGCUUCAUUCUCUACUAGUCGCUAAGACACUCAUCCGUCGAACAUGCUUUUGAUCCCUAAAGAAGAUAAGUUCAUACUGUUCAGCAUAUGGAAUCGUUGAGAUCUCUACAAGUAGCUGAAGUUGUAGUGCCCCGUUUGUUCCUUGCAAAUCCUUGCAGAAUUUGGGGAUAAUUUAGUUAGUGAGCUAGAGAUACAAAUGGGGAUAAAUUUCGAUGACCAUUGUAUUCUCUUUUCGUGUUCCCCGAUAAUUGGAUCGAAAUAUUUGUAACGGUGGGUGCUGCAGUGAAAAUUUCUAUUGGACUAUGCAAUGAAAUGGUGUGGUUAAAUAUCUGUUCCUCAUUU
Setaria italica (foxtail millet) is the source of this 1605-nucleotide messenger RNA. Its product is annotated as 2,3-bisphosphoglycerate-dependent phosphoglycerate mutase. Gene Ontology annotation, biological process: glycolytic process. The record is from RefSeq and is a predicted model, not a curated record. The transcript has 9 exons. Lineage: Eukaryota; Viridiplantae; Streptophyta; Magnoliopsida; Poales; Poaceae. Bases 259 to 1254 code for a protein of 331 amino acids. Gene Ontology annotation, molecular function: intramolecular phosphotransferase activity.